AUGUAUUUUAUUUUUAAAGAUUUAUCCGAACGUUUCAAAAAUAUGACUUUAAAUGGCGAAAAAUCUGAUGAUUUAAAGCAAGACUCACUAAAACGUUGGAUGAAAGGAUGUGAAAAGCUCCAACCAGAUUCUAAGCUCAAAAAAACCACUAAUAUUUACGAGAGUACUGCUCGAGUUUACUCUACCGUUUUAUUAAAAGUAAAUCCCUGGGAGCAGCUUCAUUAUUACAAAGUCCAAAUUUUAAAACACAAAACUGAAAAUAAGUUCUGGUUGUUCCGCACUUGGGGAACAAUUAUUACUCCUCACGGAGAUGAUUUGCUUCGAGAAUUGCCAAAAAAAGUUUGCAUUCGUAAAUAUAGAUGGCUUGUAAAAUCUAGACUAAAAAGAGACUUUGUAACUUUGGAUAUUGAGCAAGGCUCUACUUUAAAUCUUGAAGACAGCUUUGAAAGUAAACUCAUCCCAUCAGUACAAAAUUUAAUGAAAUUAAUCUUCAAUACUGAAAACAUCCGCAAAGUAAUGCAAGAUUUUAAUUUAGACACUAAUAGAUUAAGACCCGGACAAUUAUCAAACAAAAAAAUCCGACAAGCUUAUGCAAAAUUGAAGAUGAUUUUGCAAGCAAUAAGUAUUGUUAAUGAUAAAGCUGAUGAUAAAGUUGUUAUAAUUAAUGAAGCUUCAGCUAAAUUUUAUUCUUGCAUUCCUCACUUACCCGGCAAAAUUCGACUUUUGAAUGAUCGAAAAAUAAUCCAGGAAAAAUUGGACAUGCUUGAUGAGUUGAGUGAGAUUUAUUUGGCUGAUAAAAUUAUGAACUACAGAACUGGAGAAAUUUGCAAUGUUCUGGAUAUUUAUUACAGUAAAUUAAAGACGGACAUUAAAGAAUUGAGCGUUAAUGCCAAAGAAUUUGAAAUAAUUCAACAAUAUAUUGAAAAGACUCAUUCUUUUGUUCAUAAUAAAUAUGAAAUUGAGGUCAAAAAGAUUUUUGUUGUUAACAGAGCUGGAGAAGCUCAGAGAUUUAAUAAUCGUACUAGAGGAAUUGGCAACAGAAUGUUGCUCUGGCAUGGAACUGCAGUUACAAAUAUUUCCAGUAUUUUAUUGAAAGGAUUGCGCGUUCCGAAGAAAAGUUUUAGUUCUACGAGCCACAUAUUUGGGCGCGGAAUUUAUUUUGCAGAUGUAGUUUCCAAAUCUGCUAAUUUUUGCAGAGUUAAAGGUCAAAACUCCACUGUACUCUUAUUGCUCUGCGAGGUAGCCUUAGGAAGUAUGGAAGAAAAGUAUGAGCCAGAUAAUAAUCUCGUUUUGCCAAAGAAAAAACAUUCAGUAUUCGCUCGGGGGCAAUAUGGACCAAAUUGUGAUGACUGCACUGAAAUUUCUCCUGGUGUUAAAGUUCCCUAUGGGAAAUUGGUAGAACAAAAAUUGAGCGAGAAGUCUAAAUUGAAGCUUAUUCAUAAUGAGUAUGUUGUUUAUGAUCCAGCUCAGAUUAAAAUUAAGUAUUUGGUUCAGAUUAAAUUUAACAACGCGCCUCCUCAAGCGGUUAUUUAA
Cotesia congregata is the source of this 1533-nucleotide messenger RNA. The record is from the annotation of a GenBank genome assembly. Lineage: Eukaryota; Metazoa; Arthropoda; Insecta; Hymenoptera; Braconidae.